Phyllopteryx taeniolatus (common seadragon) is the source of this 4177-nucleotide messenger RNA. RefSeq names its product defective in cullin neddylation 1 domain containing 3 (gene dcun1d3). Gene Ontology annotation, biological process: positive regulation of ubiquitin-protein transferase activity; protein neddylation. The record is from RefSeq and is a predicted model, not a curated record. Gene Ontology annotation, molecular function: ubiquitin-like protein binding; cullin family protein binding; ubiquitin conjugating enzyme binding. The coding region runs from base 621 to 1598 and encodes 325 amino acids. The transcript is spliced from 5 exons. Gene Ontology annotation, cellular component: ubiquitin ligase complex. NCBI's taxonomy places the organism in Eukaryota, Metazoa, Chordata, Actinopteri, Syngnathiformes, Syngnathidae.
UGCGUUGAAAUGCCCGUAAAGAAGCUCCUCCAAAAAGGGGGAAGCACAAAGAAAUCGCCUCCCGUGUAUGUUUCGCGUCGACGUGCGAACUGGACUUUUAUGGAACUAGAAUGACACGUCUUUAACGUUAAAGGCUUAACUUCUUUUUGUUGUUUUUUUUCUUUCUUACCAAGGUGCCACCGCUGUUACAUUUGACAAGUUAUUAUUAUUAUUAUUUUAGCUGCUUGCUAGCUCGGCGAGCUAAUGUGAGUGAACGCGACUACUAGUUUGUCUUCAGUUCGUUUCUGGACGUAUCGGCCAACAUAGAACCGUUUUUAUUAUCACGGCUAGAUACCGGAUGGAAUGUUUAUCCGACUCUACGCCAAUGGAACUUCAAAAAAGCAUUGCAGGUGUCAAGAUCACAAUGAUGGGGAAGCAUAGAGAAAGACUGAUUUGUGGCCAAUGCAAGCGAUAGUCUGGUUUGACGAGUGGCAGUAGAAGACCUGGCUCGUGGGAUAUUUGCCACAGGCUUGAGGGUAUGUUGAGACAUCCGGACGGGCCAGAGCAGAGGCGUCUAGGUGGUUCGGACGGCGACUGAAGGGAGGAGGAGGAUUGACCGACGGGCGAGCCGGGAGGAAGACAUGGGCCAGUGCAUCACCAAGUGCAAGAACCCCACAUCCUCGCUCGGCAGCAAGAGCGGCGACAAGGAGAGCGGCUCAAAGUCCCACAAGAAAAGUGGCUGCAUGGGUAGCGCCGGAGGCCACAAGGAAGAGUCGUGCGGCAAGCUCGCCACCGAGCUGUCGAAUGGCACCAAGGCCCUGGAGGUUUCCGUGGAGACGCCCAUUAUUUCGGCCUUAAUGGGAGAACCAUGCAAGGAGGAGAGCCCGGACGGAGACGGGCUGUCCAUAAAGCACAUCGAGGAGCUUUUCUCCUGCUACAAAGACGAGCAGGAGGACGCCAUCUUGGAGGAAGGCAUGGAGAGGUUCUGCAAUGACCUGUGCGUGGACCCGGCGGAGUUCCGCGUGCUGGUUCUGGCCUGGAAGUUCCAGGCAGCCACCAUGUGCAAGUUUACAAGGAAGGAGUUUGUCGAGGGGUGCAAGGCUAUCCAGGCGGACAGCCUCGAAGGCAUCUGCUCUCGCUUUCCGUCUAUGCUGCUGGAAGCUCAGGGCGAGGAGAACUUCAAGGACCUGUACCGGUUCACCUUCCAAUUCGGCCUGGACGCCGACGAAGGCCAGCGCUCGCUGCAGCGGGACAUCGCCAUUGCCCUGUGGCACCUGGUCUUCACCCAGGACAUGCCCUCCAUCCUGGAGCACUGGCUGGACUUCCUGGCGGAGAACCCCCCGGGUAUCCGGGGAAUCUCUCGGGACACGUGGAACAUGUUCCUGAACUUCACGCAGGCCAUCGGUCCCGACCUGAGCAACUACAGCGAGGACGAGGCCUGGCCCAGCCUAUUCGACACUUUCGUCGAGUGGGAAAUGGAGCGCAGGAAAAGAGAGGAAGAGCGGUCUCCGCUGGCAGCGGACCGUGAGGGCACGCCCACUGAGACGGAGUGUUCCCUGAGCACGGACAGGUUUCAAACCGACGGUGGCCGCGGAUCACAGACUUGGGGGGGCCACUGACCAGCAAACGAGAAGCGUUUGUAAGGCAAGAAAACUUUGGCGACCAUCAGAUGACCUUGAGUAUUAUCAUACAGCUGAUCAUUUCUGUUGGGAUGCGAUAUUCCUGCUUUGCAAUUUUUGUUUUUUAGUUGUUUUUUGUUUUUUUUGAAAGGGCUCUAUGAACUGACAUUUUUAGCACUUCUAUUUAAAUUAUUGCUCUACUCCCUGCUGUGUUUUUCAGUCACAUUUUACUUGCACCUACCCACCAUGAUGCAGCAUACGUACCCGUCGAUAGCUUUGUUCGAAAAACAAAGCUAUCUACAACUUUACCCUAUUCCAUAAAUUAGUGCGGUGCUUUGAGGUAAAAGUUUUUGGAGAUCCGAGCUGUCAUUCGGCCGAUUUGUUGCUUCUGACUUGUGAUCAAAAACUUGCGAUACCGGCGCUGUAUGGUGUCAGUGUACUGAAGUCACUUCACAAUUGCAAACACCUAGUUGAAGUUUACUGUCAAGCUAAACAUAAACCAAAAAUUACACCUUGUGCUUUGAAAACAACCACACAGCCUUUCUAGCUGCUAGCUUAAUGCUAAAUAGCAUCUAUGUUGUGGUGCUGUAACCCUGAAUGAACAGAGUGUAGCAACACAUAUAGACAGGCAAUAUAACAGUACUCAGUCAUUUACUUUUUAUCCACUGCGAAAAACGACUAAUAUUAGCGCAGUACUGAUCAGCUGAAAGGAGUUAGACAAAGGGGGCACACUUGAAAGAGCACAAUGGCCAUUCAGUUGAUGCAGUGACAAAAUUGUCAUUCCUGUAUGUUUUUAUAAAGUACAAUAUAGAGUGCAAUUUUUCCUCAUUCAAAUACACAAUUUUGUUUUUGGAAGGAAGGCUGGAUUCGAUCCAUUAAUUUCAAUGGGAAAAUUAGGGUUUUAAAUUGCAAGCGUGAUCACGGAACUCGUAUCUCAAGGCACCACUGUUCAUUUUAAUCUGAUUUGUUCUGUCUUUAAAAAAAAUAAAAGGGAAAGGGGGUACAAAUAUACUUUUGGGAAAUGUGAGGGUCAUGCUCAUUGGGCUAAUGUGGUUGUAGUGUUUGCUUCUAUCUUGCAGUGCUGUGAGGAUGACUUAGUUGCACUUGUAUUGCCUUGGCCACUUUUGGCAAAAGAAACAUACAAUUCUAUUCCAAGGGCAUUUUCUAUACGGACGCAAUUCCUUUGACAAUUUCAUUCAGCCGGUGGAAAUCUUACUUCCAUGGUAACGGCGAGUGCGUUUGGGGUUUGCAGUGCUCCCUUAUUGACCUCUUGCUUCUCCCAAAUGUCCAUCUCCUUUUAAGAAGCAGCUAAUUGUGUUUAAAAAAAAACAAAAACAAAAAACACAAUGACGCCAGCUUCUACUUGAAAUCCAAAUGAGCGGGUCAUUUCUGUUCAAGAUGAUGCUCACGCAAUCCUGUUGCUUUUGAAAGAAAUAUGAAUAUUGUUUACCUCCAGGCGGUCAGGGGUUGAUGCAGCCUGUCUGCACACAAAAAGUGCACACUUCAUAAUGUUUUUAAUGGUGGUUCUAAUAUUGCACAAACCUCUGUGGCAUGCUAGGUUGCUAUACUGUUGCUAAACUGCAAUGCUGUCUGGCCAGCUGCAUUAAUUGCAUUGAAACCCUUCAUGAAGGAGAUGAACAGACUCGAGUAUGGAAAGCCACUUCAGGAUUUAUUGGAUAUCCAGUUUAACUCAUUCACUGCCAGCCUUCCCAGUUAAUAUUUGACGUCUAAAGCCGUCAAUGGCAGUGAAUGUGUUAAGGUUCUCGUACUUGUAUGCUGAUUGUCCUUACUAGUAAGACAGGUCAGCGCACUAGCAGAGCAAUGGUCCUACUAGUUGUUUUUUUUCUUCCCCAAUACAGCUAAAAUUUAUUUGAUAGCCUUGAUAACCAGCUUCAAAUCCAUCUACUAGUGCACUCUUUGUCCUCUAGUAGGAUGACUACAUGUUACUAGUGAGGCAAAACUGCACUAGUUGACAUCUGAGUGCCACUAGUGAAGCGCUGUAUGUUAACUAGUAGAAUUCUAUGUCGCUAGUACUAGUGACCUACCGGAACAGUCCAAAAGCAAUAGUCAAUGUCCUGAGAUUGAAAUUACCUGGACGAAUGAGAUUAUGCAUAGGCAUGUUUUCAACUAGAGCAGUUUUGCUCUAAAUAUGUAGUCCUACUAGUGAGGACAAAGUGUGUACCAGUACAUGGGCUUGCAGCUGAUGUCAAGGCUAUAAAAUAGCUGUUUUGAGUUUUUAUUUGAAAAAUGGGCGCUAGUAAGACAUUCUACUAGUGCGUUCAAUUGUCUCACAAGUAAAGACAAAGAGCGUACUAGUAUAUGGACCUUAAGAUAGAUAUAAAGGUAUCAAAUGAAUGCUCCCAACGGGGGGAAAAAACCUCAAAGGGCUUACCGUACUCUGGUGACGAUGACGAGUGAAUCUACAAUGAAUCUUGUGGUAAACGAGGGUGACCAUAAUCUAAUCUAUUGAGUUUACAUCCACAUCCAACGGUUUUAUUUCAGACCUCAUUUUGUCCCCUUCGUUUAUCUAAAACUGUAUUGAUUUAUAAUGAAUAAACAGUGUUCAACUUUUGACUGUU